This is a messenger RNA of Rhipicephalus microplus (southern cattle tick), 1598 nucleotides long. RefSeq lists its product as uncharacterized. The record is from RefSeq and is a predicted model, not a curated record. Lineage: Eukaryota; Metazoa; Arthropoda; Arachnida; Ixodida; Ixodidae.
AAGGCAGUGCACCAGCAUGCGUGAAGCCAUCACUCCUGAGAAGCGAGUCGGCAUUGCCCUAUACAACCUGUGCUCGUCAGCCGAAGAUAGGACUGUGGCCAACCUCUUCGGCGUUGGACGCUCGACAGUAAAUACCUUAUACAGGCAGUUUUGCGAGGCUGUUGUCGCUGUACUGGAACACGAGUGUAUCAAAAUGGUGACCGCAGAGGAAACGGCGAGGCACAUUCAGGAAUUCGAGGCCGUCACCGGUUUCCGCCAAGGCGUCGGAGCCUUGGAUGGAUGCCACUUUCCAAUCUCGCCACCUAAGGGGCAUGUCACAGACUACUACAACUACAGAGGCUGGUAUAGUAUCAUCUUGCUGGCACUUGUGGAUCACAUAUACCGCUUCAGGUAUAUCAACAUUGGAGCACCUGGACGCUGCCAUGACUCGCACGUGUUUGGGUAUUCGCAAAUCUCCAAUGCUAUUAAGGGUCCCCUUUUUAAAGCUCCACUUGCCACCAUAGCCGGGACAGUAAUACCACCACUGAUUCUGUGUGACCAAGCAUUUUCAUUAGCACCCAGCCUGAUGCCUUAGCAGCCGAGUGUCUUAGCGUCCAGACCACCAUGGCAGGUAUAUGCUUAGUAAUCAUUUCUUUGCCUUUAAUGUGCGAAAAAUGGUGAGAGCAAAAAGAAAAGAAAAUUUCAAUGUGUUCAUCAUAAGCAGUAAGCAAUGCAUGUUAAAAUCAUUCGUGGAAGAAUUAAAUAAGUAUAUUAGGUUCAUUUCCUCUCGUAAUGUUGCACUGCCAUGACGAGAAAUGGAGCCUGAUAAAAAUAGACAAAUGGAACGAGGAAUGAUGGAUGUAAAAAAUGGGAGCAGUGAUGAUUAUGGAGCAAACUGCUGUAGGUAAUGGAAAAGUGAUAAUAAUCAGGAUAUAUUGGUGUAGGAUUGAUUACUCUUGUUUUCUUUGCAUUAAGAGUUGGUACCAAGAUGCAGCAAGAGCAUUUGAGUGGCUGAGAACUGGAUGACGGCAUCAAAUUGGGAAACUCCUAGACCUGUGUUGAACAGCUGGCAAAAAAAAAAAAAGAUGUAGGGGUUUAACAGAAACAGAUCGCUGGCAGCGAGAUGUAUUGAUCCAGUAUAGAACAUACAAUAUGCCAAUGAAGACAAAUGAUAAGACUUUCCAAGAACAAUAUGUGAAUGGAACUGUCUUACUGAUACAUGUGAUGAAUAAUCACCCUACCAGACAACCCUCUUCGCCCUUUAUUGUUUAGUUUUGCAAUUAUUUAUAUUUGCAUUAUCACCCUGCUUGGACCUUGAGUCUGUAGUAUUGAAUAAAUAAAAAAUAUGGUUACAUACUCUAACAUGGCCCAUUGUGUUUAAGCAGUUGCUUACUGAUCACCUCACGCUGUAAUAUUCAUUACCACCUUACACUGUUCUUCAUGUCUUGUUAAAUUGUAAUGUUAUUUUGCAGCUAAACAGGUAAUCUGUUUCACUGAGCUGUGUGUUUCAAAUUUAAGACCUGACGAGUCUCAUGUCUAACUUUCUAUAUUCCCUACCCCCUUAUGUAAUACCCCAACAGGGGCCUUUAAGGGAAAAUAAGAGAUGAUGACAUAGCAUG